Laccaria bicolor S238N-H82 is the source of this 1260-nucleotide messenger RNA. RefSeq lists its product as uncharacterized. The record is from RefSeq and is a predicted model, not a curated record. The coding region runs from base 1 to 1260 and encodes 419 amino acids. The transcript has 7 exons. NCBI's taxonomy places the organism in Eukaryota, Fungi, Basidiomycota, Agaricomycetes, Agaricales, Hydnangiaceae.
AUGGCGGCAUUCAAACGACUCGACGAUGCCGAACGCCAGCGCUGGGAGGAGAUAGUACAGCAGGAACAUCUUGAACACAAGAAGCGCCUCGAAAAUUUGGAGGGAGAGGAGGGGCUGAUGGAUCCUGAGGCUGCUCAAGAAGUUCUUGAUCGCCUUCCUAACCUUUUGGGACCGCUCAUUCAGAUCAUAGGAGAGGCGAUCGGCAUGAACUUGUUGGUGUUGAUUGGGGGACCUGAGCCGAAGAAAAAGGGUCAGCUGAACAUAAUUGGUAUCCACCAUGGUUGUAACCUCGCACCGUCACCAAAGCUUUGGCCCUUCGCCGAGAAGGAGAAGUGGGAUGUCGCUAAGCGAGCGUUUUUGGGUUUUGUUUCGACCUGUUACACUACGGAACAGCAACGCGCACGCGCACUCAUUCCAUCCGCUGAACCCCCCACUGCAGGACCAUCAACGUCAUUCGCUUCAGACUCUCCGCCUCCAUCUACCCCGCCGUCACCGACACCCUUGCCUAUGCCCUCUGCCCCGACUUCCCACUCCGCGGACUUGAAAACACGACACAAGCGAAAGGCUGGGAAAAGUACAAAGAAUCCGGCAAAGAAGGCAAAGAGGGCACAGAUAUCAAAGAAGGGGAAGAGCUCGGCAGUUACGUCCGAUGGGUCGAAUCCAUCUGAUUCCGGCGCUGAGGAGCCUCCCACCGACGAUGGCAAGAGCGACAACAGCGACGACGCCGUCAACUCGUACGUUCAACUCGAAAGCCAUACUUCCUUCCAAGCAGGUUCGCGUUCUGAGGGGUUCAAGCCUACUAACAGGCCGUCAGAAGUAGCGUGGUGGGUAGCUCGAGGACGAAAGGUGCAACCAAAGGUUGUUGAUACGCGCGCAUUUGAGCAACAGUGGUGGAAGUGGUGGAAGGGCUUGCAGCCAAUUUGGCGCGAGGUUGUGGGCGUCGACGGCGCAUUAAACGCCUCGCAUCGAUUGGCCUCAGGGGGAGAUGGCGGUUGGACGGUUGUGAACAAACACGGGAGGAACGCAUUCCUUACCGUGAUGGCGACGCUCGUGUGGUGGGCGGAGGGCUUGAAAGAUUGCGCUCGAGACCCAGGUUGGGUAGCGGCUGUUGAGGAAGUCGUAUGGGUAUUGGAUCAAAUGGUUAAAAGUUUACCAUUCACACAUCGCGUUCUCGAGACCAUUGCUACUCACAUUGAUCAACCUGGCGAGGGCCCCGCCACUUCAGUUUCUGUCAGGCAAAUAGAGCGCCUGUAUGUCUAA